GCACAACUUGAAUGGAAGCAGUUAGAUGUCAGACAAAUCCUGAUAUGUGUGAAACUGGUUGAUCUUUCUUACUGUCCUCCCUCCUGGUUUGAAUUAUCUCUUUACCAGCUCCUCUUAUCUCUUCCGUAAGAACAUGAAAAACGCCCAACUGGAGGAGACCAAGGAUCCAUCUAGUCCAGCAUCCUGUUUCCAACCAGGGACAGCUAGCUACCUCUGGAAAAACUCACAAGCAGGACGAGAGGGCAAUAGCCUUCCCCUGUUUAUCCCCAGUAUCUGGAAUCCAGAAAUACACUGGUUCAGAUCCUGGAAGUUCCAUUUAGCUAUCAUGGCUAAUAGUCUUGGUAUUGGCUAACAUUAAUAGUAUUUAUAGUUCUCACUGGGCUGGGGCCAAAGCACAUGCUUUGCAUGCAGAGGGUCCCGGGUUCAUAUGAGGCAGAGUGAAGUGAUCAUUUCAGGUGGCAGAUUGUUGGGGUGGCAGCAGGACAGCAAGAUCCUGCCCCCCGCCCUGCCCCCCCACCCCCCGUCGCUACUGCCAUCAGAGCAGCUCUUCAGGUCCGAUCUGACCCUUGCAAGCUUUGAAGAAGCACCUCUCUUCACUCUCCUUGCAGACCCUCUAAGAGAGACAAGGAUUGAAGAGGAGGCUGCUGGCAAUUUCCCCUCCACCCCAUUUUCAGUGCUUUUUUAUUAUUACUAACAAUUUACAGUCUGCAGGUCAGUACGCUCUGACCCCCAUGUGUUUGGUCAGGCUCUAUAAAUAAAGUAGGCAUUGCCUAGCAUUAAGGAUUUCACAUAUACAAAGCCGGUUCACAUGACUGCCCCUGGGGCAGGGAGGGAGGAGGUUGGGAAGGCAGGGACAAACCUACUUCCCCCCCACCAAUCAGUAUUUUACUGUGUAAAGCACAGCUCGCCCUCUGCACAACACGCUGCUUCAAGAUUCGAAAUUAGUCCCGGCCUCUGGAUAUCCCACAAUGCACCGCGGGAUGAGCACAGUGCUUUGGGGGAAUCUCUUGUGAGUUGGGUACGCAGCCCGAACACACACAUGGCUGUAUUCCCGCACUCACACCCUCUAACCCCGGUAAAUGGCCAGGUAAAAAACUCGGACUUGUGACUGAGGCAGCGCCAUGCUAGAUUGCUCAUGUGUGCAGCCUCAUAGAGUGCUUGCCUUUGGAUAGUCCAGAGCCAUUACCUGUGGAGAGGUGAGGAACAAAUUGCUUCCUGAAAGAUCCUUUGAAGAGAGAUUGACAGCAAUUCUUUGCCUCUCUAGAAUGGGUGUGAGACAGAAAUGCAAUCACAUGUCUAUGAAAUAUGCACAGAGACAUCUUGUCUUUCUUUACAAGUAAAACUGAGCCAACAUUUUUUUUUACCACACUUUGAUUAGAAUUUGGCAGGCUUACUGGCAUCUGUCUCAGGUCCAGAUCUAAUCCACAAGCUGCUGGUUGACCAUCCUUCUCUCUACAGCAAAUGUUUUCCUAUAAAGGAAAGUCUUUAUUAUGCUUCUUGAACUUGGAAUGAGGUGGCUAGAAACCUUCUGAGCCAAGGAGUUCUGUGGAGAGAAGACCUCUAUAUCUGGUAGCUGCUGACUGAAAUUUAGAAGCAGGUGGAACCACCUUGAGCCAUUUUAGGACAGGCUGUAUAGAAAAAUUAAAAUUAAAUUAAAUACACAUUUACUCCACAGGUUCUCCCAAAGUUCUCAGGACACGGUGGAGUGGGGUGGGGGAGCAACACGCGAAAAGUGUUUCCUCAGAGUUUCAGGGCCCAGAAUAUUUAGUUAUUUAAAGGUUAAAAUCAGCACUUUGAAUUGGGUUUGGAAACUAACUGGUAUUCAAUGCAGCUCUUGGAGAACAAACGUUGCACAGUCUCUCCAGCUGGUGCCUGGCAUCCAUCUCUUCUUCAAAGGUGUAACAGCAAUUUGGCCUGGAGACUUCUACAUAUCGAGGAACAGGAGGGAGAUAUGGCUGAAAGAACCACCUGGCCAAAGAACAACUGCUGCUAGAGCCAUGAUGGUCUCUGCUCCUGGGGUGACCACCCACGCCAUUGAGCAAGUGACUGAAUGCCUUUCCUCCUGCCUAUUCCUGUUCUUCUCUCCAUCUAUGCUGGACCUUGUCCUUGAGUGCAGCAACAAAUAUGGGGUUGAGUGCUGUGGGGACGCUUGGGAGCCCAUCUCUGAAAAUGAACUCUGUGCCUAUCUUGGGCUUCGCAUCUUGGCAGGAGUGUACAGAUCCUGUGGGGAGAGUUUGGAGGAACUGUGGUCCAGCGAGGAUGGUAGACCCGUCUUCAGAGGGACCAUGUCGCUGGGGACCUUCAAAAAAAUCUCAAGGGUUCUGAGAUUUGCUGACCAGGCUCAGUGCCAAAGGACCAGCUGGGGUAACAAACUGGCCCCUGUGGCUGACCUGUGGAACAUGUUUGUGGAAACGCUGCCAAAGUGUUUUGUCCCACAUGAGAACGUGACGAUAGGUGAACAGCUGGUCACCUUCCGAGGUAGUUGUCCCUUCAGACGGUAUAUGCCACCCAAAGCUGCCAAAUACGGAAUAAAAUUCUGGCUGUGUUACGAUUCCGUCACCUCCUAUGUCCUCAACGCUGACAUAUCUACAAAGAGAGAAUGCAGUGCCCUAGCACCAGCGAACUUGGAGGACAUUGUGAUGAAAUUGGCUAAGACUGUGGAGGGAAGUGGAAGAAAUGUCACAACAGGCAACUCAUUUACAAGUGUGGAACUCGCCAGGGAGCUGCUGACAAAACAAUUGACUCUGGUUGGGGCAGUGAAAAAGAACAGGCCAGAGGUUCCACAGGAGUUCCUUGGCAACAGGUCCAGAAGGGCCCACAGUAGCAUAUUUGGCUUCCAAGGAGACCUGACUCUUGUUAGCUAUGUCCCAAAGAGAGGGAAAGCUGUCAUCCUUCUGUCGUCUUUGCACAUGGGCUCUGGUAGAAGUGCCACAGAAGGAAAGCCAGAGGUCCUCCACUUCUACAAUAAAAAAAUCAGCUGCGUGGAGACCUGCAAUCGACUGAUCUCCCUCUACACCACCAAACGGGUUGGAAGGCAUUGGCCCCUGGUUGUGUUUUCCAACAUCCUGGACAUUGCUUGCUUGAACGCUUACAUCAUUUGGAUUUCUUGUCACCCUGACUGGAACGCCACCAGUCAUCGCCGGAGGAGACUUUUCCUGCUGCAGGUGGGAAAGGAGAUGGUGACGCCUCUGCUGCAAAGCAGGAACAUCGGCAGCUUGCCAGAGCCUGCUAGGGAGGCCGCAUGCCGUGUGUCUGGAAGAGGCCCCGGCAGCAGGAAGAGAGGCAGGUGUUAUGUGUGCCCUAGGAAAAAGGACAGAAAGGUCCAGCAGAAAUGUCCAAAGUGUGGGCUGUUUGUAUGUUCAGAACACAUGUUGUUCACCUGCUGUGAAUGUACAAACAAGUAAUUAUGAACAUGAGACUAACCAGUUAAGUUCUGCCAGACCAUCUCAUUGGAGGCGUUCAGGCACAGAGGGAAAGUGGCUUCUCUUUUCUCGGGCAUUGUUUACAUUGAUAUGAUACCUUGCUGUCCCUUUCCUUGACUGUUGUAUUAACUUCUGUCAUCUUGUAAGCUGCCUUAGGUGCCUCCCACUUUCUUUUUUGGCCAAUAAACUUUUUUAAAAAAAAACUUAAGUAGCAUAUUUUUACUUGUUAGGGUUUACCUGUUAUAAACUGAGGCUGUUCUUAGGAGCAGCCAGACCGGGUUAGGGCAGCCAAACCUGGGCUUGGCUGCCUAUGAGAACCGCUGGUAGCCCUGAGGCUCCCAGUGGAGCCUCAGCAGUGAGCCCACCUCUUAUAUUGAGGGUAAGGGAGCUAGCAUUCUGUUAACCCCAUUUACCUGAAAGUGUAAAGCGGCAACUGCUUUCAGCCACUUGACGGGCGCCCACCUG
Molecule: messenger RNA, 3887 nt
Organism: Hemicordylus capensis (graceful crag lizard)
Lineage: Eukaryota; Metazoa; Chordata; Lepidosauria; Squamata; Cordylidae
Product: zinc finger protein 501-like
Exons: 2
Coding region: 1998-3404 (468 amino acids)
Biological process (GO): negative regulation of transcription by RNA polymerase II; regulation of immune system process; regulation of cytokine production
Source: RefSeq, a predicted model, not a curated record